UAAAGCUUGGUUUUUGUUUUUUUUUUUUUUCUGGGUUAAUUCUCUCGCGUGGCCAGCUGGUAACUGGUGAAACGCUCCUGGAGACGCUGUGCCAGAGGAGACAGGGCGGCUGGGUGAGAGCAGGGCAGGCCCGUUGGCCCAGCCAUGCCUCCCCAGGGCUCAGCGGGUGCUGGGAGCCCCAGGGGCCUGCAGGACGGGGGGACCACCCUAGCGGGGUUCCUGCAAACAGCUUAACAGCUACCAGGGGCUCACAGCUGCCUGAAGCACCUUCACUGCAUUUUACAGCCUUUUUUUUUUUAAGAGUCCUUCUUCCUUUUCUUUCUGUUUUACUUUUUAAGUUGUCUGUGACAUAAGGGAUAUGUAUUUUUCCUUUCCUUUGUUUCUAAGCUUUAAAUGUCUGCAUUUAUUCUCUCUUGGGUGUAUUGGGGGGGCUGCAGCUGUUCAGGGUGAAUUUUGGACUGCUUGACACUGUCUAUAAUCUGUUAUGAAUUUGGAUUUUAAUUUUUCUUGGGAGUCUGGAGAAUAGACUUGAGGCAGUGGUGCGAAGUUAGCGGAUCGUACUUAAAGCAUUGUUAAAAUGUGCCCUUGAGGGAUGCUAGGAGUAUGGUGUACCCCCAGUGAAGUACAGGGCUAUAGAGCAGGUGGAGAUUUGAAAUCUAUCAAAACAGUAUUCUCUCCAGUUUAAUAAAAUAUUGUUUAAAAUGUUUUUUAUUUGUUAUUUUCUAAAGUGCUAUGAGAGAGGUGAAGUAAGGAUACUUGGCAGUUAAAAGAGAAGCUCUGAAGCAGUGUAAGGGUGUUUGGUGGCAGACGUUACUGCCAUCCAGGCGUUGCAUCGCUGGAUCUGCGUGUGGAUUCCAUUGUGUGGUUCACAAGCAGACUGACCCAGCUGAGCGAGAGUGCUGCCAUUCUGCUGUGAGACAUCCUGUGCACCGCUGGCCCUACCGCUUCCUUGAAAUAAUACUGCUGUAGAACCUGCAGCUUGAGCUAGUACAGAUCUUGCUUUCUUGAGCUGUGUUGUGAGAGGAUCUGAAGGGCUUUAUAUGGUGAAUGGGCCGCCUAGUUUCACAGAGAGCACAGCGUUUCAAAGGGACUAUGGAAAAAAUUGCAAAGCUGUUGCUUUUAGCAAGGAUGGUUCCCUCUUUGCCUGGUGCAAUGGAGAAAAAGUAAAUAUCGUUAAUGUCACCAGUGCUGAGUUACUGUGUUCCUUUGAUCUUCCAAAGGCAGUUUGCCUUGAAUUCUCGCCAAAGAAUAAUGUUCUGGCAACAUGGCAGGCCUACACAACUGCUAAAGAUGGCACAGCGGGGGUGCCCAACCUGCAACUUCAUGAUGUGAAAACUGGAAAAUGUUUUAAGUCUUUCAUCCAGAAAAAGAUGCAGAACUGGUGUCCUUGCUGGGCAGAUGAUGAAAGUAUUUGUGCCAGGAAUGUAAACAAUGAAUUGCACUUCUUUGAAAACAACAACUUUAGUACUAUUGCAAAUAAACUACAUUUGCAAAAGGUUAAUGAUUUUGUGUUAUCUCCAGGAGCACAGCCAACCAAGGUUGCUGUGUAUGUUCCGGGCAGUAAAGGUGCACCAUCGUUCGUUAGACUCUAUCAGUAUCCCAACUUCGGUGGCCCUCAGUCUGCACUAGCUAAUAAAAGCUUCUUUAAAGCUGACAAAGUGACAAUGCUAUGGAACAAAAAAGCCACUGCUGUGCUAGUAAUAGCUAGUACAGAAGUUGAUAAAACAGGUGCUUCGUACUAUGGAGAGCAAACUCUGCACUACAUUGCAACAAAUGGAGAAAGCGCUGUUGUACAAUUGCCGAAAAAUGGUCCUAUUUAUGAUGUUGUUUGGAACCCCAAUUCUGUCGAGUUCUGUGCUGUGUAUGGUUUUAUGCCUGCCAAAGCAACCGUUUUUAAUCUGAAAUGUGACCCUGUGUUUGAUUUUGGAACCGGUCCUCGCAAUGCUGCCUACUACAGCCCCCAUGGACACAUCCUAGUGCUAGCAGGAUUUGGAAAUCUCAGGGGACAGAUGGAAGUGUGGGAUGUUAAAAACUACAAACUCAUUUCCAAACCAGUAGCCUCGGAUUCCACAUACUUUGCUUGGUGUCCUGAUGGGGAACAUAUUGUAACAGCUACGUGUGCUCCCAGGCUACGAGUCAGUAAUGGUUACAAGAUAUGGCACUACACUGGCUCUCUGUUACACACCUAUGAAGUUCCAUCAAAUGAAGAAAUGUGGCAGGUUUCCUGGCAGCCCUUCCUGGAUGGAGUGUUCCCAGCAAAAGCAGUAAAAUACCAGGCAGUUCCCAGUGAAUUGCCCAGUGCUGAGCCAAAGCCCGCUCAAGCGUACAGACCUCCAGCCCUGAGAAACAAACCUGUAACAAGUUCCAAGCUUCAUGAGGACGAGCCACCUCAGAAUAUGAAACCACACUCGGGAAGCGGUGAUAAGCCACUCUCUAAAACAGCUCUCAAAAAUCAAAGGAAACAUGAAGCAAAGAAGGCUGCUAAACAGGAGGCCAAAGCUGAUGUGAACCAGGAAUCCACACAGUCCUCAGCCUCACAGAAUGCACCACGGAGUGCCAUGCCUGCCGUAACAUCAGGAGAUCCUGAAGUUGACAAGAAGAUAAAGAAUUUAAAAAAGAAACUAAAGGCAAUUGAGCAGCUGAAAGAACAGGCAGCUGCUGGCAAACAGCUAGAGAAGAAUCAGUUGGAGAAGAUUCAGAAAGAAAAUGCUCUCCUUCAGGAACUGGAAGAUCUAGAACUGGGUCUUUAAAAUUUUGUGGAAAUCCAGUGUGGCGUUAACACAAAGUUCAUGCAAAAUGUAAUUUGUAUUAACUUGAACACAAUAAAAUGUUUCAGCAAAUGACUGAGGAUGCAAAAGUCCACAGACUUGCUGCACACUUGCCUUUUAAAAAGCUUUCCUGAAGAUUUGUGCACAUGUGAAACCGUAAGCAAGUUAACAAAUAUCACAUCAGCCAGUUCUGCUGCUGUUCAAGCUAGAAAAGUGCUUAUGUUCUUAAAACAUACUGCCUAAAAACCAGAAGCCACCGGUUGGUUUAUCUUUUCCUUGUUUGGGUGUGAGGGAGGGAAGGUGGUGAGGUUUAUCCCUUUGAUAGCUUUAUUAUAUUUAAAAAGAUGUGAUCUUUAUGCAAUAAUGGGAUGUAGAU
Egretta garzetta (little egret) is the source of this 3144-nucleotide messenger RNA. RefSeq names its product eukaryotic translation initiation factor 2A (gene EIF2A). The coding region runs from base 1041 to 2750 and encodes 569 amino acids. The transcript has 14 exons. The record is from RefSeq and is a predicted model, not a curated record. Gene Ontology annotation, molecular function: ribosome binding; tRNA binding; mRNA binding. Gene Ontology annotation, cellular component: cytosolic small ribosomal subunit. Gene Ontology annotation, biological process: translational initiation. Lineage: Eukaryota; Metazoa; Chordata; Aves; Pelecaniformes; Ardeidae.